Molecule: messenger RNA, 189 nt
Organism: Paramecium pentaurelia
Lineage: Eukaryota; Ciliophora; Oligohymenophorea; Peniculida; Parameciidae
Source: the annotation of a GenBank genome assembly
AUGAUACAUCAGAUUUAGACAAAUAAAGACUAGGUUUUAAAUAAUUGUAAAACUGAAAAAUUGUAGAAAUAGAUGUUGGAAGAGUUAUCACAUUCAAUCAAAUAGAUUUAUGAGAUGAUUGAGAAAGAAAAUUAAUCAUUCAUCGAUCUCAUAAACUAUAAUGAAAAUUUGGCGGAAUCAUCUAUUUGA